AUGAAGCUCCAACGUGGAACGACUCCGCGCGCUGUUCAAGUGGAUCCACAUGGAGUCUUCGCGAACAGCGAGUUGGAUCUCAACGAGAUCGAAGUUUACGGCUUUGAUUACGACUACACUCUCGCGGUAUAUACCGUAGAGUUUCAUUAUCUGAUCUACGACUUGGGUCGCGAUUGGCUGAUCAACAAAUUCAAAUACCCCAAGGCGAUCGGUGAAUUGGAAUACCAGCCGGGUUUCGCUAUCCGUGGCCUCCACUAUGAUAUCAAGGAGGGUAUUCUGAUGAAAAUCGAUCUUUUCCAUCAAAUCCAGUUCGAAUCGGUGUACAGAGGCUUGACCCCGAUGAAACGCGAGGACGUAGAGAGAGUUUACAACGGUUGCUACAUCCCUCAGAACAUGAUUCGGCCAGGCGGCGAAAGCAGUCGAACGAAACAAUUGAACGACCUGUUCUCUGUUCCGGAAAUAUGCCUCAUCUCGAACGUGACCGAGUACUUCAUCAAGAACAACGUACCUUUCAAUCCCGAGAUCUUGUUCUACGAUGUACAGAAUGCCGUGGCUUCCAUCCAUCCUAUCAUUCACAACACACUCAACGAUUCGAACAUCGGUACUUAUCUGGAAAAAUACUCCCAGCUCGAAGGUUUUCUGCAAAGACUCAAAGCUAACGGUAAGGGGAUGUUCAUCGUGACGAACAGCCCUUUCAAAUUUCUGGACGUGGGGAUGCGUUACAUGCUGGGCGCUGAUUGGCAACAGUUCUUCGAUGUAGUCAUCGUCCAGGCCCGAAAACCGAAAUUCUUCACCGAACAUCUGCGACCGUUCCGAAUUUACGACAAAGAGACUAAGAGCCAACUCUGGGAGCACGUGACGUCCUUGGAGAAAGGAAAAGUCUACGUCGAAGGAACCGUCGACCAGCUCCAAAAGAUGACCGGCUGGGUCGGGCACUCAGUCCUCUAUUUCGGGGAUCAGAUCUACAACGACCUUGCUGAUCUCACGCUGAACUACGGUUGGAGAACAGGGGCAAUCCUAUGUGAGCUUGCGCACGAAAUUAAGAUAUCCAAUUCCGACGACUAUCGUCAGACGGUAGGCUCGAUGCAAACUCUGCAAUACCUUAUCGAACAGACGCAAGACGAUGACAGUCGCAAAGGCGACGUCGAACAGCUGCUCAUGGAGCGCGAUGCGCUCCGUAAGAAGUCGAAGAGUUUAUUCAACCCGAAUUUCGGAUCCGUGUUCCGGACGCAUCACAAUCCUACUUAUUUCUCGCGACGCUUAUUCCGUUAUUCAGAUAUCUACACGAGUCACGUGACAAACCUCAUGAACUACUCGUUGAGGCAUGUUUACUACCCCAGAAGAGGCUUGCUCCCUCAUGAAUUAUACAUGUCAUCACAGAAUUGA
Messenger RNA from Galendromus occidentalis (western predatory mite), 1386 nucleotides. RefSeq names its product 5'-nucleotidase domain-containing protein 3-like. The coding region runs from base 1 to 1386 and encodes 461 amino acids. The transcript has a single exon. Lineage: Eukaryota; Metazoa; Arthropoda; Arachnida; Mesostigmata; Phytoseiidae. Gene Ontology annotation, molecular function: 5'-nucleotidase activity. The record is from RefSeq and is a predicted model, not a curated record.